Molecule: messenger RNA, 2289 nt
Organism: Otolemur garnettii (small-eared galago)
Lineage: Eukaryota; Metazoa; Chordata; Mammalia; Primates; Galagidae
Product: splicing factor 3A subunit 1-like
Biological process (GO): mRNA cis splicing, via spliceosome; regulation of alternative mRNA splicing, via spliceosome
Cellular component (GO): U2-type prespliceosome; U2 snRNP; catalytic step 2 spliceosome
Molecular function (GO): protein binding; RNA binding
Source: RefSeq, a predicted model, not a curated record
AUGACUGCAGAGCCAAAACAGCCCACUGUGGAAGAAGCCUCUUUACAAGAGGAUUCUACACUUUCCAAGCCAGUGGUGGGGAUUGUUUACCCUCCUCCAGCAGUCAGAAAUAUUGUGGAGAAGACUGCAAGCUUUGUGGCCAGAAAUGGGCCUGAAUUUGUAGGGAGGAUACGACAAAAUGAGAACAACUGCCCUAAGUUCAACUUUCUGAACCCCAACGAUCCUUAUCACACCUACUACUGCCACAAGGUCAGCGAGUUCAAGGAUGGAAAGGCUCAGGAGCCCUCGGCUGCCAUCCCCAAGGUCAUGCAGCAGCAGCAACAGGCCACCCAGCAGCAACUGCCCCAGAAGGUCCAAGCCCAGGUGAUCCAAGAGACUACUGAACCCAAAGAACCCCCUCCCAAGUUUGAGUUCAUUGCUGACCCCCCUUCCAUCUCUGCCUUCGACCUGGAUGUGGUGAAGCUGACGGCUCAAUUUGUGGCCAGAAAUGGGCGUCAGUUUCUGAUAAAACUGUUGCAGAAAGAACAGUGCAACUACCAGUUUGACUUUCUCCGCCCACAGCACAGUAUUUUUGACUAUUUCAUGAAGUUGGUGGAACAGUAUACCAAGAUCGUGAUUCCACCUAAAGACUUAUUUGAAAAGCUGAAGAAAGAGGCUGAAAACCCCCAUGAAGUUUUGCAAAAGGUGUGCUACCGAGUGGAAUGGGCUAAGUUCCAGGAGCGUGAGAGGAAGAAGGAAGAGGAGGAGAAAGAAAAGGAGCGGGUAGCCUAUUCUCAGAUUGACUGGCAUGGCUUUGUGGUUGUGGAAACAGUGGACUUCCAACCCAGUGAGCAAGGGAACUUCUCUCCCUCAACCACGCCAGAGGAGCUGGGUGCCCAAAUCCUUAUCCAGGAGCGCUAUGAGACGUUUGGGGAGAGUGAGGAGGUGGAGAUGAAAGUUGAGUCUGAUGAGGAGGAUGGCAAACAGGGGAAAGCAGAGGAGCCUCCUUCCCAGCUGGACCAGGACACCCAAGUGCAAGACAUGGAUGAGGGUUCAGAAGAUGAAGGGCAGAAGGUGCCCCCACCCCCAGAGACAACCAUGCGUCCGCCUGUGCCCCUAGCUCUCAAGUCCCUGCCUCCAGCCACUGGUCCAGAUAAAUAUCUUAUGUCCCCCAUCACUGGAGAGAGGAUCCUUGCCAGCAAAAUGCAGGAACACAUGCGCAUUAGGCUUCUCGACCCCCAGUGGCUGGAGCAGUAGGAUCAUUCCAUUCAUCAGAAGCAGAGUGAUGAUGAGGUGUAUGCACCAGGUCUAGAUAUUAAGAUCAGCUUGAAGCAAUUGGCUGAGUGGCAUACUGACAUCUUUGGUGUAGAAGAAACUGCCAUUGGGAAGAAGAUUGGUGAGGAGGAGAUCCAAAAGCCAAAGGAAAAGGUGACCUGGGAUGGCCACUUGGGCAGCAUGGCCUGGACUCAGCAGGCUGCCCAGGCAAACAUCACUUUCCAGGAGCAGAUUGAGGCCAUCCAUAAGGCCAAGGGCCUGGUGCUAGAAGAUGACACCAAAGAGAAGGUUGGUCCCAGUAAGCCCAGUGAAAUCCCCCAGCAGCCACUGCCUCCGUCUUUAGCCACCAACAUCCUCAGCUCAGCCCCACCCAUCUCAAUGACCCAACCACCCACAAUGCUGCCUCCUGACCAUACUACAGUUGUCUCUGCAGUACCCAUCAUGCCCCACCCCCCAAUGGCAUCUCUGGUCCAGCUGCCUCCUGGCUCAGUGACUGCCCCUAUGCCACCCAUUAUCCACACACCCAAGAUCAACAUGGUGCUCAUACCUCCCUUUGCCCCUCCUAUCAUGGCACCCUGCCCACCCCCAAUGAUUGUGCCAACACCCUUUGUGCCUGUUCCACCCGUGGCAACUGUCCCAGCUCUGGCCCCAAUGGCCCCUAUUCAUCCCCCACCUCCCAUGGAGGAUGAGCCUGCCUCUAAGAAACUGAAGACAGAAGACAGCCUCAUGCCUGAGAAAGAGUUCCUGCAUAGGAACAAGGGUCCAGUGUCUAUCAAAGUCCAGGUACCCAACAUGCAGGAUAAGACAGAAUGGAAACUGAAGGGAUAGGUGCUGGUCUUCACCCUCCCGCUCACAGACCAGGUCUCUGUCAUUAAGGAGAAGAUUCAGGAAGCCACAGGCAUGCCUGCAGGGAAACAGAAACUGCAGUAUGAGGGCAUCUUCAUCAAGGAUCCCAACUCGCUGGCUUACUACAAUACAGCCAGUGGUGCGAUCCUCCAUCUGGCCCUCAGGGAGAGAGGCGGGAGGAAGAAGUAG